Messenger RNA from Hevea brasiliensis (rubber tree), 5865 nucleotides. RefSeq names its product lysine-specific demethylase REF6. The transcript is spliced from 7 exons. The record is from RefSeq and is a predicted model, not a curated record. NCBI's taxonomy places the organism in Eukaryota, Viridiplantae, Streptophyta, Magnoliopsida, Malpighiales, Euphorbiaceae. The coding region runs from base 297 to 5639 and encodes 1780 amino acids. Gene Ontology annotation, molecular function: histone H3K4me/H3K4me2/H3K4me3 demethylase activity. Gene Ontology annotation, cellular component: nucleus. Gene Ontology annotation, biological process: chromatin remodeling.
AGGUUCCGCACUGGGCAGUCUCUUCAUCUCUGCCUCUCUAUUUUCACCGCUCUGUAAUAAGCAGGGCAAAAACAAAAUCUCAUAUAAAAAAAACCCCAACCGCAAAGACAAUAAGCCCCAAACCCAUUUACGUUAUACUAUAAAAAAAGUAAGAGAGCAAAGAAUCUGAUCAGCUUGCUUCCCUUCUUCUUUCCUGUCUCUCUCCUCUCAGUGCACAAUGGACUUUGUAUGAGAAACAAACCCACGAAUCCAAAACCGCCCUUUUCAACAAUUUUUCAUCUUCUCUCUGUUUUUUCAUGGCAGCUUCUGGUGGGUUGGUCUCUGAGCCAACAUCACAGCAAGAGGUCUUUCAAUGGCUGAAAAACCUACCACUGGCACCAGAGUACCAUCCUACUCCAGCUGAGUUCCAAGAUCCAAUUGCCUACAUUUUCAAAAUCGAGAAGGAAGCUGCCAAGUAUGGUAUCUGCAAAAUCGUGCCCCCUGUCCUUGCGGCUCCCAAGAAAGCUGCAAUUUCUAAUCUCAACCGCUCCCUUGCCGCCCGUGCUGACUCCUCUAGUUCGAAAUCCCCACCUACAUUCACUACCCGCCAGCAGCAGAUCGGAUUCUGCCCGCGGAAGCCCCGUCCGGUGCAAAAGCCCGUGUGGCAGAGUGGAGAGAACUAUACUUUUCAAGAAUUCGAAACUAAAGCUAAAUCCUUUGAGAGAAGCUACCUCAAGAAAUGCUCGAAGAAGGGAGCUCUUUCUCCUCUAGAGAUCGAAACCCUAUACUGGAAAGCUACUGUCGAUAAGCCUUUCUCUGUUGAGUAUGCCAACGACAUGCCAGGCUCUGCUUUCUCACCGAAGAAGACUGGAGGGAAGGAGGUGGCAGAGGGGGCAACUGUGGGGGAAACGGAGUGGAAUAUGAGAGGAGUGUCGAGGGCAAAAGGGUCAUUGUUGAGGUUUAUGAAGGAGGAGAUACCUGGGGUUACUUCACCGAUGGUGUACGUAGCUAUGAUGUUUAGUUGGUUCGCUUGGCAUGUAGAGGAUCACGACUUGCAUAGCUUGAAUUACUUGCAUAUGGGGGCAGGAAAGACUUGGUACGGUGUGCCGAGAGAGGCUGCGGUUGCUUUUGAGGAGGUUGUUCGGGUUCAUGGGUAUGGAGAAGAGAUGAAUCCUCUUGUUACAUUUGCAAUUCUUGGUGAGAAGACCACAGUUAUGUCACCUGAAGUAUUUGUUAAUGCUGGUGUACCAUGCUGCAGAUUAGUGCAAAAUGCUGGGGAGUUUGUUGUCACUUUCCCAAGAGCCUAUCAUUCAGGUUUCAGUCAUGGAUUUAAUUGUGGGGAGGCAGCUAAUAUAGCAACUCCUGAAUGGUUGAGGGUUGCUAAAGAUGCUGCUAUUCGAAGAGCUUCAAUUAAUUAUCCUCCUAUGGUGUCUCAUUUCCAGUUGCUUUAUGAUCUUGCACUAGAACUAUGCACAAGAAUGCCUGUGAGCAUCACUGCUAAACCGCGUAGUUCUAGACUAAAAGAUAAGCAAAAGGGUGAAGGAGAAACACUGGUUAAAGAACUAUUUGUAAAGAACGUAAUUCACAAUAAUGGCCUGCUUCAUAUUCUUGGAAAAGGAUCUUCGGUUGUGCUUCUUCCUCGAAGUUCUUCAGACAUUUCUGUUUGUUCGAAUUUACGUGUUGGAUCUCAGUUAAGAGCGAGCCCCUCCCUUGGGCUAUGCAGUAACAAGGUUAUCAUGAAAUCCUCAAAGGAUUCAGUUCCUGAUGAAAUCAUGCCAGAAAGGAACAACAAAAUCAAUCAAGCAAAAGGCCUCUUUUCGGUGAAAGAAAAGUUUGCUUCUUUGUGUGAAAGAAAUAGGUUUUCCUCAUUGAAUGGAAAUGACAGUAUGCAUACUAUGGACACAGGCAUUGCAAACGGGGAAACUGUUCAUGGUGAUAAGUUAUCUGAUCAGAGAUUAUUUUCAUGUGUUACAUGUGGAAUUUUGAGCUUUGAUUGCAUUGCUGUCAUUCAACCAAGAGAAGCUGCUGCUAGAUACCUCAUGUCUGCUGAUUGUAGCUUUUUUAAUGAUUGGAUUGUUGGUUCUGGAGUAACUAAUGAUAGGUUCACCAUUGCCCUUGGAGACUCAAACACUGCUGAGCAGAAUUCCUCCACCAAAUGGUUGAAGAAGAAUACUGUGGAUGGUUUAUAUGAUGUCCCUAUUCAGUCUGCUAAUCACCAAAUUCAGAUGACAGAUCAAAAUAAAGUUGCUUCAAAUGCCGAAACACAGAGAGCCACUUCUGCUCUUGGCUUACUAGCUUUGAAUUAUGGAAAUUCAUCAGACUCUGAGGAAGAUCAGUGUGAACCAGAUGUUUCGCACGAUCCUGCUGAAAUUAACAUGACAAACUGCUCAUUGGAAAGAAAAUAUCAGCAUCAAAUUUCUGCUUUGCCUUCUUUCAAGCAAGAGUGCCAUCAUGAUGAAACUGGCAGUCAUACUAUAUCUUUAUCAAGGCCUGAUCAUAGAGAUGAAGUUACUCUUCAGACUCUUGAUGGGCAUGCAGAACAGGGACAUGGGCAUGGACCAGCCAAUUUGAAGGAUGGAAGUGACCAAACUCUUGAUUCCUCUGUUGAGUUUGAAAUUGAUAAUCUUGCUUCUAUGGAAUCAAAUGGUUUGGAAGAUACAUUUAGAGAUCCAAUGUCAAUGUCACUUACAACUUCAAGUUGUUCCCCAGUUGUCCAUGAUACUGAAAAAGCAAAGUUUAGUAGAGUUGGUGUACCAAGAGAGGAUACGGAGACAUCAUUUGCCCAAAGAUCUGAUGAAGAUUCUUCUCGCAUGCAUAUCUUCUGUCUUGAGCAUGCUGUAGAAGUGGAACAGCAAUUCCGUCCAAUUGGAGGUGUGAAUAUAUUGCUUCUCUGUCAUCCAGAGUAUCCCAGGAUAGAAGCUGAGGCAAAGUUAGUGACAGAAGAACUGGGAAUUGAUUGUCUCUGGAAUGAUAUUACUUUCAGGGAUGCCACCAAAGAGGAUGAGGAGAAUAUCCAGUCAGCUUUGGAUAGUGAGGAAGCCAUACCAGGGAAUGGGGACUGGGCUGUAAAGUUGGGAAUCAAUCUCUUUUACAGUGCCAAUCUUAGCAGAUCUUCUCUUUAUAGUAAGCAGAUGCCAUACAAUUCUGUUAUAUACAAUGCUUUUGGUCGUGUUUCUCCAGCUAGCUCGCCCACAAAGUUUAAUGUUUAUGGAAGGAAGUCUAGCAAGCAGAAAAAAGUGGUGGCUGGGAGAUGGUGUGGGAAAGUUUGGAUGUCAAAUCAAGUUCAUCCUUUCCUAACAAAACGGGAUUCUGAGGAUCAAGAUCAAGAACAAGAUCAAGACAUUAGCUUCCAUGGUUGGACAAGGCGAGAUGAGAAACUCGAGAGAAAAUCAGAAAAUGUCUAUAGGACUGAAACCACCUUAGUUACCAGAAAAUCUGGGAGGAAGAGGAAAAUGAUGGUGGCGAGUGGACCAGGUAAGAAAGUCAAAUCUCUGGAUGCAGGAGAUGCAGCUUCAGAAGAUUCAGAAGAGGAUGUUUCUCAUAAGCAGCAUACAAGAGUUUAUAGUAGGAAGCAAACUAAACGUAUCGAGAGAGAAGUUUCAUAUGAUUCAUUGGAGGAUAAUUCUCAUCCGCAUUAUGGAAGAACUCACAGAAGCAAGCAGGCUAAAUCUGUCGAGAGAGAAGAUGCAAUUUCAGAUGAUUCAUUGAGAUGUAACUCUCAUCAACAUAGAAGAAUUCCUAGAAGCAAACAGGCUAGAUCUACUGAGAGUGAAAAUGAUAUUUCUUAUGCUUACGCAGACAACAACUCUCAAAAGCAACAUAGGAGAAUUCAUAGAACUAGAAGUAAUCAAGCCAAAUAUGUUGAGAGGAAAAGUGAAAUUUCAGAUGAUUCACUGGAAGGUGAUAUUCAUGACUGGAAUGGAAGGCUUUCUAAAAGCACACAAGCAAAGUUUAGGAGGGAAGAUGCAGUUUCAGAUGAUUCACUGGAGGAGAGUUCUCAUCGGCCUCUAAGGAGGGUUCACAGAACCAAACCGGCCAAAUAUUUUGAAAAGGAAGAUGCAAUUUCAGAUGAUUCACUGGAGAAUAGUUCUCUGCAGCAGAAUAGGAGGAUUUCUGGAGGCAGCCAAGCCAAAUCUAUUGAGAGGGAUGAUGAAGUUUCAGAUGAUAUGCUGGAAGCAAGCGCUUACCAGCAGCACACAGGAUCUCAUAGGAGCAGGGCAUCCAAAUUUUUUGACAGGGAGGGUGCUGUUUGUGAUGACCUACUGGAGGACAAUACUUAUCAGCAACGUAUGAGGAUAUUCAGAACCAAGCAAGCCAAAAUUUUCAAGAUGGAAAAUGCAAUUUCAGAUGAUUCAUUGGAAGAAAAUAUUCAGCAGCAACGGCGAGGGAUUCAUAGAAGCAAAAGGGCAAAAUUUGUUGAGAGUGAAGAUGCAGUUUCAGAUGAUUUGCUGGCAGAUGAUACUCGUCUAGAGCACAGGAGGAUGCCUAGAAGAAAGAAAGCCAAAUUUGUAGAGAGGGAAGAUGUUUCAGAUGAUCUGCUGGAGGACAAUGGUCAAUGGCAGCUAAGGAAGACUCCUAGGGGCAAGCAAGCAAAAUUUAUUGAGAGUGAGGAUGUAUCGGAUGAUCUGCAGGAGGAUACUCAUUGGCAUCCAAGGAAGAGCUCUAGGCGCAAGCAAGCUGCAUCUAUCGAGAGGGAAGAUGUUUCAGAUGAUCUAGAGGAGGGGAACACUCAUUGGCAGCCAAAGAAGACUCCUAGAGGCAAGCAAGCCAAGUUUAUUGACAGGGAAGAUGUUUCAGAUGAUCUGCAGGAGGAUGAUACUCAUUGGCAGCCAAGGAAGACUCCUAGAGGCAAGCAAGCCAAACUUAUUGAGAGGGAAGAUGCAGUUUCAGAUGAUUUGGUGGAGGAUAAUUCUAAUCAGCAGCACCAGAGGAUUCUUAGAAGCAAGCAGAAGAAACCAGUGACGCUUGGCAAAAUGAAACGAGGGGCUGUUCAGCAUGUGAAACAAGGGACCUUUAGACUAAGAAAGAAAGAGAAUCUCCGGUCAGUCAAACAAGAAAAGCAAAUGAAGCCAGAGACUCCUCGGCUUAGAAAUGCUAAAGGUGAGCAUAAUGCAAGACAGUUCGAAUCACAUGUUGAAGAGGAACUAGAAGGUGGACCUAGUACACGCCUUAGGAAAAGGCCCUCAAAACCUUCAAAAGAGUCAGAAAUAAAGCUUAAAGAGAAGCUGCAAAGCAAUAGGAAGAAAGUUAAGAGUGGCUCAGCGGGUGGGCAGAAGAAUGUGAAAAAUAAGUUUGAGGAUGCAGAAUAUCAAUGUGACAUUGAGGGAUGCACCAUGAGCUUUGGCACAAAACAAGAGCUAGCAAUGCACAAAAAAAAUAUUUGUCCGGUGAAGGGGUGUGGAAAGACGUUUUUCUCACACAAAUAUCUGGUGCAGCACCGUCGAGUCCACCUGGAUGACCGCCCACUCAAGUGCCCCUGGAAAGGUUGCAAGAUGACAUUCAAAUGGGCAUGGGCUCGAACUGAACACAUAAGGGUUCACACAGGAGCUCGUCCUUAUGUGUGUGCGGAGGAAGGUUGUGGACAGACGUUCAGAUUCGUGUCAGAUUUCAGCCGUCACAAGCGGAAGACUGGUCAUUCAGUGAAGAAAAGCAGGGGUUAAUUUAAUUAAUUAGAGAAAUGUAAUUUAACAUUGCUAAUGGAAGGUAGGUUUGAAGAUGAUAGGGGCAGGUUAUCCCUGUAAUUGUCAUUCAGAUUAACAUUAAUUCUCUUUUUUGUCAUGUCAUUGUCAUUGGUCUUAAUUAGUCCCAUUUAUUCACUGCAAUCUGACCAAUUACUUGGAUCUUGAAAGAGAUUAAUCUCCAAUGAAUGUCACUGGUUGUAUCUCC